Messenger RNA from Microdochium trichocladiopsis, 1467 nucleotides. Its product is annotated as LETM1-like protein-domain-containing protein. Gene Ontology annotation, molecular function: ribosome binding. The record is from RefSeq and is a predicted model, not a curated record. The transcript has a single exon. Lineage: Eukaryota; Fungi; Ascomycota; Sordariomycetes; Xylariales; Microdochiaceae. The annotation marks the transcript as partial. Gene Ontology annotation, biological process: intracellular monoatomic cation homeostasis. Gene Ontology annotation, cellular component: mitochondrial inner membrane.
CCCACACGCGCCCUCCUCAUUCCACUCAGAGCCAUCUCGACCGAGAGGCAUGCGACAACGUCUCCAGGUGGCCCCCCUCCAGGCUUCAAUGCGGAGCAGGCUAAGAAACCGCUUCCGCCAAGCGACAAGGCCUCCGCUGCCAGCAAGGCCUCACAAUCAUCCACCGCCACAGAAAGCGUCAAGGCAGACGGUGCAAAGGCGGCAACGUCCACCUCGUCCAUUAACGAGCCAACCGGCGAGCCCAAGACGUUGACUGAGCUAGCUGCUAAGAAAGAGGACGAUGUUGCGAAGAAGGAGGAGAAGCAGGGCAAGAAGCUGACCCUGGGCCAGAGGAUCAAGCAUGAGAUUCAGCACUACUGGGAUGGCACCAAGCUUUUGGCCGCCGAGGUCAAGAUCAGCAGCAAGCUGGCGCUCAAGAUGGCUGCCGGUUACGAGCUGACCAGACGCGAGAGCCGGCAGUUGUCCCGUACCGUUCAGGAUCUGGGCCGCCUGGUUCCAUUCUCCGUCUUCAUCAUCGUGCCUUUUGCUGAGGCACUCCUGCCUAUCGCGCUGAGGUUGUUCCCCAAUCUGCUCCCUAGCACCUACGAGGCCCAGCAGUCCAAGGACAAGAAGGCCGCCACUCUCCGAGCCACGCGCAAGGAAGUCAGCUCCUUCCUUCGCACCACGCUCAAGGAGACUGGGUUGCCGCUUACCCAAGCGACGACACACAAGGAGGAGUUUGCUACCUUCUUCCGCAAGCUGCGCGCGACUGGGGAGCAGCCUACAAACGAGGAUGUCAUCAAGGUGUGCAAGGCGUUCCGGGAUGACCUGACCCUUGACAACCUCUCACGGCCACAGCUCGUGUCCAUGUGCAAAUACAUGAACCUCAACACUUUCGGCACGGACACCAUGCUCCGAUACCAGAUCCGUCACAGAAUGCGGCAGAUCAAGCGUGAUGACAAGGUCAUCAGCUACGAAGGCGUCGACAGCCUUAGCGUAGCUGAGCUCCAGAUGGCUUGCGCCAGCCGUGGUAUCACCACUCACACCAUCUCUCCUGGUCGUCUGCGGGAGGAUCUUCAGUCCUGGCUCGACCUGCGUCUCAAGCACGGUGUCCCUUCCACACUGCUUGUGCUGAGCAAUAUCUUUUCCUACGGCCAGAAGGGGACUCAGGAGAGCGGCUUCCAGGGCCAGAUCGAGGCCCUCACGGGUGUUCUGUCCUCUAUCCCCGAGGAACUUUACCAUGAGAUCGAGCUUGAGGUUCACAACGCCGAAGGCGCUGCCACCAACAAGCAGCGCCUCGAGGUCCUCAAGGAGCAGCAGGAGCUUAUUGAGGAGGAGAACGAGCAGAACCAAGAGAACCAGGAUACAGGCCUCGCCACUCCUAAGGACGUCGAUGACAUUGACGAGAAGGAAGACCGCAUCCACGCCGCCUCUGAGCAAGGCCUUGAAGCCAAGGCUGUCGACGAGGCUCUGGCUGCCGAGAAGGAC